Lemur catta (Ring-tailed lemur) is the source of this 2716-nucleotide messenger RNA. Its product is annotated as RNA-binding protein 4B. The transcript is spliced from 4 exons. Gene Ontology annotation, biological process: mRNA splicing, via spliceosome. Gene Ontology annotation, cellular component: nuclear speck; cytosol. The coding region runs from base 158 to 1231 and encodes 357 amino acids. The record is from RefSeq and is a predicted model, not a curated record. NCBI's taxonomy places the organism in Eukaryota, Metazoa, Chordata, Mammalia, Primates, Lemuridae. Gene Ontology annotation, molecular function: mRNA binding; zinc ion binding.
GGCUCCCGCGAGGGGGGGAGGGAGGCAGCGCGCACUCGCGCGUGCGUGAGCUGGCGCGCGAGGAAGGCCCGGUCGCGCCGAGGCUCGAGCGGCCGUCGCCAUUUUGUAGGGUUCUCUCUGACGCGGGAGCCGCCGCCACCGGGAGGCUCUCGUCAGGAUGGUGAAGCUUUUCAUCGGAAACCUGCCUCGGGAGGCCACAGAGCAAGAGAUCCGCUCACUCUUCGAGCAGUAUGGGAAGGUGCUGGAAUGUGACAUCAUUAAGAACUACGGCUUUGUGCACAUAGAGGACAAGACGGCCGCCGAGGAUGCCAUACGCAACCUGCACCACUACAAGCUUCAUGGGGUGAACAUCAACGUGGAAGCCAGCAAGAAUAAGAGCAAAGCUUCAACCAAGUUACAUGUGGGCAACAUCAGUCCCACUUGUACCAACCAAGAGCUUCGGGCCAAGUUUGAGGAGUAUGGUCCAGUCAUCGAAUGUGACAUCGUGAAAGAUUAUGCCUUCGUACACAUGGAGCGGGCAGAGGAUGCAGUGGAGGCCAUCAGGGGCCUUGAUAACACAGAGUUUCAAGGCAAAAGAAUGCACGUGCAGUUGUCCACCAGUCGGCUUCGGACUGCCCCUGGGAUGGGAGACCAGAGCGGCUGCUAUCGGUGUGGGAAAGAGGGGCACUGGUCCAAAGAGUGCCCAGUAGAUCGUACAGGUCGCGUGGCAGACUUUACUGAGCAGUAUAACGAGCAGUAUGGAGCAGUGCGCACGCCUUACACCAUGGGCUACGGGGAGUCCGUGUAUUACAACGAUGCAUAUGGAGCAUUCGACUACUAUAAGCGUUACCGGGUUCGCUCUUAUGAGGCGGUGGCAGCAGCGGCAGCAGCUUCCGCAUACAACUACGCAGAGCAGACCAUGUCCCAUCUGCCUCAAGUCCAAAGCACAGCAGUGACCAGCCACCUCAACUCCACUUCUGUUGAUCCCUACGACAGACACCUGUUGCCGAACUCUGGCGCUGCCACCUCAGCUGCUAUGGCUGCUGCUGCCACCACUUCAUCCUAUUAUGGAAGGGACAGGAGUCCACUGCGUCGUGCUGCAGCUGUGCUCCCCACAGUUGGAGAGGGCUACGGUUAUGGGCCAGAGAGUGAGUUGUCCCAAGCUUCAGCAGCUGCACGGAAUUCUCUGUAUGACAUGGCCCGGUAUGAGCGGGAGCAGUAUGUGGACCGAGCACGGUACUCAGCCUUUUGAAAACUGGAGGUGUGAACCUCAAAUGGACUGAAUAACCCUGAGUUGGUUGCAGUCCCAGGAGCCUGAUGUUAAUGAGGCUGCCAGGAUGAAAUACUCCAGAACUAUUGGGGAUCCAAAUUCGGGUCUCACCUUAGCAGAACUGAUCCAAGAACGUCACAGCUUUUGAAGUCGAUUGGCACAGAUCAAGACCAAGAUUUGGCCCUUUGUCUAUAAUAAGUAGAGGAACUUGGUGUGAGUUAACUUUUUUUUCCCCUCAGCCAUUGGUGUCUGGAGUUCCCAUCAAUAGAAGAAUUAGAGAAUUCUAGGAGUGAUUUCUUCUUUUGAUUCGGCAAGGGAGAUUUGGUCAAUUAGGGGAAUCACUGGAACUGUGGCUCUAAAUCUGUGACAGUGUGGCACAUAGGUGUGUUAGUGAUGGGUAAAUGACCAACUCCUCCUUGAUACCCUACCCUUUGUGACUCUCAUUUCUGAAAGCUUGUUUACUAUGAAAGAUUAAAAUGAAAUACAUUUAAAAUAGCGUAGUUGGCCAUAUAUGAGAUCUCAGCAUCUUCUGCCUUUCCUGGACCCAAAAACUAAAUUGUGGUUCUUAAUAAUAUAUGUGUGCCCUUUGUUGGCCUAAAACAUGGAUAAGAAAAUGAGAAAGAUGUAUUUAUCACCAACAUAAUAUCCUCCAACUAGAUUGCAUCUUGUCCUAUAUUUAGCUAUAAGUAGAUUCCUGUAUAUAGCUAUUGGUAGACUCCUAGGGGUAAUUACAUGCAAUAUAAGUUUGAUCCAGUCUGACUUGGUUGUUUUGUUCUUUUUUUUUCCCCUCCCUGGAAUACAGGACGAGACCAGGGCCCCUGUACUCGGAGCCAAGCUGCUCUCCAGGCAUUGUGUAAGCCUCUUGUGUUGUGCUCUCUUUCAGGUAGGAUAAUUGCGGACUGAACCCUCGGGCUGCGGUCAUAUAUGAGAACUUGCUCCGCGCGGUCCCCUUUGCCGGGAUGUUUCCAUUGCUUCAUGUUUCAGUAAACAAAGGAGUUUGUGACCAACUAUGUUUUCUUUCUUAAUUUAAUUCUUCUGAGUUGACUUUUCUUUCUUCUUGAUACUAGUCUUUGUAGCUUUUCACUGUUCCUUAUAUUCUCAGCCUCUGAGCAGCCCUAGGUAAGGAUUACGCUGGCAUCCCCUUCCUGUGCAAUGGAACCCCUCUCAUCUCGCUUUCCCUAGGAGUUGAACCCUUCUCCCUGCCUACCUGGCAGCAUCUCCUUUCCCUUUAAAAUGACCAUGUAGUGGGAAAGCAGCCUUUUACUCCUCUCUGUUAGCUCUGGACUCUAACAUUGAAGCUAAUCUUCUGAAAUUGUUAGGACCAUUGGGGGUUUUGUUGUUUUGUUUGUUUUCUUUUAUGUCUGACCUGUGAUCGUGAUACAGCAUUAGCUGAAAUUUAGCCUUGUUUUACUCCACUCCUCCCAUUUUUUUUUAUUUUUUUGACAAAUAAACGUUUCUAACAUUUAA